Messenger RNA from Tympanuchus pallidicinctus (lesser prairie-chicken), 8562 nucleotides. It is a transcript of the gene RIN3, whose product is annotated as Ras and Rab interactor 3. The transcript is spliced from 10 exons. Gene Ontology annotation, biological process: vesicle-mediated transport; signal transduction. Gene Ontology annotation, cellular component: endocytic vesicle; cytosol. Lineage: Eukaryota; Metazoa; Chordata; Aves; Galliformes; Phasianidae. Bases 582 to 3473 code for a protein of 963 amino acids. Gene Ontology annotation, molecular function: small GTPase binding; guanyl-nucleotide exchange factor activity. The record is from RefSeq and is a predicted model, not a curated record.
CAAGCAAUAGAAAUACACAUGCUUCAGGAAUUUGCAGACGGAGACUUAAUGCUUUGCUGCCUUAUAAAAUCCUUUACAAAGUUCACCAUGCUCUGUUGCCUACUGAUAUACCUGCAGUCUGUAAAACAAACUCCCCUGUAUUUACUUAAGUUAGAGAAACAAAGUAGAAGCUGACAGUUUCAGGCCCUUCUUUCUAAUAAGGUUAACCUGCCUUCACUACUAAAUAUGGCUUUCUAAUAUAUACACACGCACACACACACACACACCCUUGACCACCAAAGACUGCCUCUUCCUGAAAUCCCCCAUUCAUAUAAAUACAGGAAGUAGAAAGAAGAGAGGCUAAAAUCAGACCUUCUUGGUAGUUUGCUUUCAUUUCAGUGCCUGUUUAGUCGUCUGCCCUCCGAUAUUACUGAGCCUGAAGUUGGUUUUAAACGUCCUCCCCCUGCUGCCCCUUGAAAUAUCAUCUUCAAUACAAAACCAGAGGAUGUGGAUGUUCUGCUCAGCGAUGGAAAGGAAUUGCUUUCUUUACCAAGGAACUCUAAAGCCACUGUGAAACAGAAAGUGUCUUAAAGUUUGCUGUAAUGAUGAAAACAUCAGCCCGAGAUGAGGGAGCCAGGGAUGACUCAGGCCCCAGCAGCAAUACCAGCGAAGAGGGGAAAGAGACACAUCUGUGCCAGGCUACUUCCCUGCGAAACUGCCUCUCGCUGUCAGGAGUCAGCAUCCUUGAUAAACUUAUCAAGACCUGCCCUGUCUGGCUUCAGCUGAACAUGAACCAGGAAAGAGCUGCGGCGAUUCUUGGCAACAAAGCAGCAGGGAUGUUCUUGGUUAGGAAAGAUAGUAAUGCAAACAACAUGGUCCUUGCGGUCCGCAUGCCUGUUCAAGGUGAUGCUCCUGGGGUGCUGGAGUACAACAUUAAAGAAGAAAAGUCAAUCCUGUAUCUCGAAGGAUCUGUCCUUGUAUUCGAGGAUGUCUUCAAGCUGGUUGCCUUCUACUGUGUCAGUAGGGAUUUGCUACCCUUCACCCUGAAGCUACCACAAGCAAUAUUAGAAGCCCGUAGCUUUCAAGAUCUUGAAAUUAUCUCUAGUCUGGGGAUAGACUUUUGGGAUUCCUCUUUAAACCACAGAAUGAGCACAGAGGCGUUAUCCCACCCUGCAGCAGACUCUGCCCUCAGCACGGCCCAGGCAGACGGUUUGAGAUCUACCCAGUGUGUCGCAAGUAGCACAAACCACUGCUCAUGUGAAAUUGAGCUGUCAAUAGGAAAUGACAGGCUGUGGUUCGUGAAUCCUAUUUUUAUAGAAGAGUGCAGUAAUCCUUUUCCUCCAGACUCACCUCCUCCCAAGGGCCAUGCUGUGUGCUCCAGCCUGCCCGCUGCCACCACCACAUCACCCCGCCGCCCCCCACCGCCCCCUCCACACUCUCACGGGCAGAAGAAGUCUUCCCUGAAGCUCCCACGGGAACCCAUGACGGCCUGUGAAGAAGCACAGCUUCUUCAGCCACUGGGCAAGAGCAUCAAGGAAAUGAAAACCGUGGGCGGUGAUGGUGAGGAAGGGAAGCAAAGCUGCUCUGACAAGGAGCCAUCAGCCGGCAGCCUCAAGAAGGGCCCCCAGCCUGCUGUGCCCCCGCGGAGGCGGCCAUCUGAGAGGGCUGCAGAGGAGAACUGCACGGGUAAGCCUGCAAGUUGUGAAACACCAAAAGGGGAACAGGCUGAAGAAAAACAAGAGCUGGAUACACAAAGCGAAGGUAAAAGGCUGUCGUGCAGCAAGGCUGCAGAAAUGCCUGGAGAGGUUCCUGAGCAGGCUGUGUCGCAGUUUCAGGAGGCAAAGCCCGAACCUGCAGAGAAGGAGUCCAUGCCUGAGGUACGAAGUGAUGCCACUGAGAAAGGAAAGUUGCCUCCUAUCCCACCACCCAGAAGGAAGAGGCUUUCCCAGGCACCGCGGGUCCUCAGCUCCUGCCAGUCAAAUCACAUAACAGUGGUGGAGCAGCCUGCAGCCACAGCUCAGGCUCAGGGCACAGGCAGCUCAGCAUCAGCAGCAGGCGCUGCCACUGGCACCAAUGCUGAGACCGAACAGGGACAUGGCCACAAGUCUGUGAACUCAGCUGAACUGAAGGGCUCACACUUGUCCCUGGAAGGCCUGGGAGGCAGUGCUGCAGCCCAGACAUCAGCAUCUGAACCAGACUCCUACUCCACCAGCAGCACCGAGGAUGACCUGGAGAUGCUGGGUACUUUGUCUACUAAAAAGACACGCUCCAUGAUCUUGGGCAAGGCCAAGAACAGGUUGUCUUUUGUCAGCCUGUCCAACGUCUUCACAGUUUUUUUGUCUAAUGAUAGAAAGCUGCAGAAAAAGAUAGUGGAGCUGGCACAGGAUAAGGACUCAUACUUUGGCAACCUGGUGCAAGACUACAGAGUGUACAGUCUGGAGAUGAUGGCAAAGCAGAGCUCCAGCACAGAGAUGUUACAAGAAAUCCGAAUGAUGAUGACGCAGCUGAAGAGUUACCUAGUGCAGAGCACCGAGCUGAAAUCUCUGAUAGAUCCAGCUGCCUACACUGACGAGCAAUUAGAUGUGAUUGCUGAGACAGCUUUGUACAAAUGUGUCCUGAAACCUUUAAAAGAAGCCAUCAAUUCUUACUUAAAAGAAAUCCACAACAAAGAUGGAUCUUUACAGCAGCUAAAAGAGAACCAGCUUGUGAUACAAAACACAACUACCACUGACCUAGGUGUAACGACCAGUGUACCUGAAACUGUUGUGCUGGACAAGAUCCUUCACAAGUUCACAACCAUGCACAAGGCCUACUCCCCAGAAAAGAAGAUUGGCAUCUUACUGAAGUCCUGCAAACUCAUCUAUGACUCCAUGUCUCAGGGAAACCCAGGGAAGCCUUAUGGUGCUGAUGACUUCCUCCCUGUGCUCAUGUAUGUGUUGGCUCGCAGCAACCUGACUGAAGUCCUUCUGAAUGUAGAGUAUAUGAUGGAGCUCAUGGACCCUGCGCUGCAGCUAGGUGAAGGCUCCUAUUAUUUAACCACCACCUACGGAGCCCUGGAACACAUCAAGAACUACGACAAAAUCACUGUCACACGGCAGCUGAGCGUGGAGGUGCAGGACUCCAUUCACCGCUGGGAGCGGCGGAGGACGCUGAACAAGGCCCGGGCUUCUCGCUCGUCGGUGCAGGACUUCAUCUCCAUUUCCUUCCUGGAGAUUGGUGCUCAGUCAAGGACACUUGCCUCACGGAAUGACACCACAACCGAGCAGCUGUGCCAGCAGUGUGCCGAAAAGUUUGAAGUCUCCCAUCCCAAGAUCUAUAGACUCUUUGUUUAUGUCGAUGACCAGUGGCUGCAGCUGGACAAAGAGGCCCUCCCUCACCGUAUCAAAGCCUCACUACUGAAGAGCGAAAACAAAAAAGAUUUCCAUUUUAUUUAUAAACCAAUAGAGUACAAAAAUCCACCAGUUCCAAUUGUCAGAGAGACUGACUUUUCUUAAAGGUCAUGGUACUCUUUUGUUGAGUUUGCUGUCAUCCUGGAAGGGCUGGAUAGCUUAUUUUGUGAGAUCCUCUGGUAGCUGCGGAUCUUAGGUCAUUGGAGCUUGACCUUCACCACAGGGCAGGUGUGCUAAUUGUAGAUGCUGUCUGAAUAUAGGCAUUUCUCAGUGAAGUUCAAAAAGGAGCAUUCAGGAGAACAUUAUCCUUUGGAAAACUUGAAGUAUCAAACCACAGAACCUCCCGCUGGCAAUGCCAACAUUGCAGAAUAGGCAGAGAAUGAUCUCAGAGAUCUUGUGGAAAAGUGGACAUUUACUCCAUCGUAAGUGAUGGCAGGUGCACCUCAGUGCUCAAGGCCUUGGAAUGGUCUGCACACACCUCAGUGCUGUUAGGAGGUAAGACUACAUUUACACCUACAUCUGUCAACUCAGUUUGAUUUAAAAAAGUACUGGCUGAUGUAUACAGUGGCACAGGAUUGCCAGCUAUAGCAGAACUCCAUCUCUGUCUUGCUGUCUGUAACACAAAAUUGCCUUUGAAAUCCAAAUAUUCACCAAUCAUGCAAGAAGAUUCAAUACAUUGACAAAGAAAAUAUUUUCUGCCAUUUAUUUGUCACUAACGCCAGGUGACAUAGGCAUUUUCAUCAAUGUAUUUUUCUUAAAAGAUUGGAAGUGUUCACCAUCAAUGUACAGCUGUUUAAAUGACAUUAGUUGUAUGAUAGCGUCUGUUUAAUUGUAUAUUUAUUUCUAUGUGUGAUAUGGUGCAAUUGUUUUAAAAUAAGAAUUUGUAAAGAACUUAAUAAUUUUCCCAAUGUAGCAAAGUAGAUUAAAAUUUUAAGUCAAAGAGCAAGAAUAAAAUACUGGUCUCUUUUUACCCAGCUGUGAUUUUCUCUAGUGUUUUCAUAUCUGCAUGUCCUGCCAGAUUGUUACUUCAAUCAGCUCAGGCAUUUGAGACAGAAUUUGCUAAUUCUUCUCUUUCUCUACCUCUACUUUCAGUCAUUUUCAGUCACUGCAAAUUUAAAUUUCCCUGCAACCUGAAUUUCCAUAAAAUAAACAUUGGAAAAAAUGCAUUCUGUGAAAUUAGCAAGCAACUUUUCAGUAUUGGAUAAUGACAGCAGAGCCUUAAUUGCAAAACAGAUCUUUGUCUUCUGGGUGCCUUCCUUCAGGCAAGAUUCCACUGCCAGUGUAGCUUCCACUGCAGAGACAAACAUGGGAUCAGGCCUAGUGAAGCUGCAGACUAGACUCUAGACUAGAAAGGUUUUACUGUGGGUUUUGCUCAAAGCUGCUGUUGUUUCCUCUCAUUAACAUUCAGAAACAGAACUGGGACAUGUCGGACCAAGUUGCUUGAGGUCCCUGCUCUAUGUCUGAACUCCAAAUGGAAAAUGACACUGCAUGUGGCUGGUCAUGCUCUCAGUCUCCGUGGCUUGAAAUGUCCAUGUCUGUGUGCAUGAGCCAUCGUGUGCAAUGGCCAAAUGUGCAUUACGAUGCCAGACCAUCUGUGCAUCUGCCAGCCUAGGCUGCAUGCAUAUGUUGUUGGGAAGGGAUGACAAUGAAGAAUGAGGAACAGUGAAUAGCAGCAGUCUCAGUUUUGAGGCCAUCACAUGCAGAGCUUGUGCUGGCGUGACACCAGCAGGGAACUGACUCCACGUUUCUGGUUAUUCAGUCAUUUAUACUCAUGUGCAGCUGUCAGCACUCGUGCCGUCCCCCAAGGCUGCAUACCUGCAGGGUCCUAUGCUGAACCCAAGGAAUUAAGCUAGGACUGAUCUUCUGCUGAAUAUUUCUGGGGAGAGACUGGACUUGGCAGCAGACAGGAAUGAGCAACAGAGUUAUGCAAAGAAGAGCCCCAGGCACCUGACAACACCUUGGGGAGGCCAUCAGCUGCAGGCCCUGGGGCGAGGGCACACCACAAGUUUUACGGCUGGGCAACCAAGCACGAGGAAACUCUGCUGGUGCAAAACCACCUUAAGACAAACAGUCCUGAAGUCAGAACUGCCAGAGAGAACAGGAGAGGAAGGAGAGAGGGAGAGGAAGAAUCAAGCUUUUACAAAAGCCCUCAAAUUGCACCUGCAAAACUUUCAUCUGGCAUUACAGCUGAAAAAGUCAAAGUAGAUUUACAAAGACAUCCAUGGACUACUCCCCUCUCCUCUGAAUUCAAGGGAUUAAUCUCUUUAAUGCAAGUUACUGUGCCUGGCAGUGAGCUGCCUGGAUGGAAAUCCCCAUGCUGGAACUCAGAGCUGAGGAGGAUCUCCCUCAGAAACUAUGGGGCACCUGGCCUGGUUGAGCAUAUCACAUAGAGCAGGUCAGCACGUCCUCCCUCUGGCUACUGGUACCUGGAAUCUCUCAGUACUUUGAACUGGUGUCUGACAUUCAAACAGUAAGAAAAAAAAAUGUUACAGAUGAAAUUAUCACUUUUAAAUACUCCUUAGGACUUUGUUCAUUGGCUUUGUCAUGAGGUAUUGUCACGCUACAGACUAACCAGUUAAAGAGGUACAGUCAGUCUGGAGAUCUGUGGCCUCUUCUGGUUAGUCAAGGCGGUCACACCGUGACUCAUGCUCUGAACCUCACAUGAGAAGUCAGCAGACAAGCUUUUCAGGAGACUUUGACCAAGUAUAGUUGUGUAAUCUGGCCAAGGUCUCCUCAAACACUUAUUUCCACAGAAAUAUUGUGCAACGAUCACUCAUCUAUGCAUAGGCAAAGGAUCCUAGUGUGAGAGAGAGAAGACCUGCCGAACCUAGCAACAGCUCUCAAGAAAAAAGAAAAAAAAAAACUAAACCCACAAAGCCCAAGUGGCCACUUUGUGCCCAGACCUGGCCUAAUGCCACACAGUACCAGUGAUGAAAUCUGUCAAUAAUUCACUGAAAUAAUUACACUGCGAGGUCAAGUACAACCUAAAAUGAAAGUCAUUGAAACUAAAGGCAGUUUUCCUGCUGAAUUCAGCUUUGGGCAUCAGCAUGCAUCAUUCACCAACCUGAUAGGUACUUUGAUAGGUACUUUGCACAGGACUCUAUUUUCCAUCAGGCAUGACUCGGGAUGGUGGGGCCACACAGCCCAAUCCCUGCUGAAAGCCCUGCUGCUCCCAGAACAGCUCAGCCUUGUCCUUUCUGUGCUGCAUGUCCCAGGGCUGGAGAUCAUGCAGACCUUCAGAAGACCUGCUCCAGUAUUUCAACCACGUGCACUGUGAAAACUGUGUUCCUUGUCCUCAGCUGGGGUAAAACCCCACUUGUCCCACUAGAUGGGAACCCCAGGAGGGAACUCCCUCCUGGCACUCUUUCCAAGGUCAGGGCUAAACACGACUAUUCUGCACAACACACUCUGACCUGUUCUGGUAGAUGCUGACAACUUACUGGGAACCAGCAGCCUUACUUAUUUUUAAGUAGUUAUUUCUAUAUCCAGUGUUCUAGGAAUUGUAGUCUGUGCAAGUAUGUGCCUGAAGGAAGAGUAAGGGUGUUUGUGCUUGCACAAUGCACCACAAACUACUCCUAAGAUUGACCUUGCACAAUCUUAAAAUCAUCUUCUAAUUAGGUUCUACCACCAUCCCAAAAUAAAGAGCCUGCCAUACAGGCAUUAAGCCAACAUGAUGCUAUUUGGAGACCUUAAAAUAAAUGUAUUGAUCAGUGCAGGUGAAGGUUGUGGGUCUUUUCAUUCUGCAGAGUUGUCUCCUGUGUGACUGUGUGGAUAGAAAUCUCCACAUUUCUGCUUUGCAUCCUCUCAGCUACAAGUGCCUGCAGGAGAACGUGAACGAAUCUGUGCUAGCAGUUGGUUUUUCAUUUAGCAAUUACUUGUUGAAGUCUACUCAGCCUACUUGAAGUCUCUCCGCUGUAGAGUGAUGUAGAGUAUUUGUAAAGAACCUGGAGGGCUUUUCUUUUCCUUUUACAUUCCAGACAUGAAAAACCAAAAGACAAAAAGUAUGCCUGAAUGCCGUCUUGUUUAGCCUUCCUUCUUUCUGUCUUCAGGAGAACAUCUGCAACACAUUAAUGCAAUCCAAAAUUUCACAACCUCUUAUUUAUAGAUCUCCAUCCAUUUCAAGUUUUACAAUUGAAAGGAAACCAGCUACAUUAAAAAAAAAGAAACCAAAAAACCAAAAAAAAAAAAAAAAAAAAACACCAAGUAUCUGAACUUUCAAUACCCUCAAGGCAUAAACAUAAAUUUCUCAAUUGAGUAAACUUGUGUUUCACAGCUUUCUACCUUUUCCUACCCAUUCUGAAGCUAAUUGCGCUCUUAAUCACAGCUGAAAGUGCUAAUGCUCUGGGAUUUGAUUCUUCUUAAGGUAAAUGAAAGUUCAGGUUUAGCUCCUUUCUCUUUUAGCUCCUUGGAGCGGAUCUACUCCAAAUUCUCACCAUCUUGUAGCUCUAUGAUUAAUUUUACCCUGUGUUUUUUCUUUUCUCACAAGGAUGAGAUAAUUUUUCCUAUUUAUUUUACAUUUUGGGAAGAUCUCUGAAGUAUUUCUGCAUCCUGUCUCCAUGCGUAAAAAGGUAUGGACAAUUUAAGACUAUUUGGAAGCACCUCAUAGCUUUUAAUUUGCCUUCCUGUUUGUUGUUUAUUGAAUCAUCUCUAAGGAACGUGCCUUUAAGUAUGAUCCAGGAGUUUUGCAUUUGUUUUGUUGUUGGUCUUGUUUGAUACAGUCUGUUUUAUAAAACCUUUAUGGAGGUUAAAUAACCACUUAAUGCACUGUCACGAAGGAAUUGGCUCUCAAUUCAUUUCAAGAAAUGAGACACUUAAUAUUGUAUUGCCCAGUAGGUUGAUGAAAUUAUCAACUUUAUUCACAGAUAAUUCCUGAACUCUGUGACUUCCCACACACUUGUGUGUACACACAUUUUAAUUAUAGCAUACUGGUGCUAAAUUUACAGCAUUAGAUACUUGUGUUUUUUCUUUGGAAAACAGUGUUUUCUACCCAAAAAGGUUUUUUAUUGUUCACAUUUGAACUGUGCUGUUAACAUCUGAUAGUUCUUGAACACAACAAUUUGCUUCUUUAAACUGUUAAGGAGUUAAAGCUUAAAAAACAAACUUUGGUUUCUUCACUCUUCAAUCAAUCUGCAAGUUAGUCACUGUAAUAGCAUUCAUUAUCAUUUAAAAAAAAAAAAAAAGAAAAAAAAGAUAA